AUGUCGCUGCUCUCGCCUUUCAACUUUGGUCAGAAGCACUCGUACUUCCAUGUGCAGCUCACCAUCCAUGAACUCGACAAUGUGCCUCUCGUCACCGGUCUUUUUGCUUGCAAGUGGAAGAUCAAGGGAUCCCACUCUUUAGCAAGCUUGCAGCACUCGGCUGCUGCUGCCGUCCACCAAGGCACUUCGCGUAUUGUCUCUGGCGCCGCCCGCAAGCCUCCUUCCAUCUCCUCCGCAAAAGAGGCCAACAAGGACGUCAAAGCUACUGAUCAUGAAUCGGGUGCAUCGGGCAGCUUAUCCAAUGGUCAACCUCACGGAAAGGCUCACAAUCAACGGCAACCAAGCACAUCAAGCAGCGCGGAUGCUGCUUCCAUUCCGAGCCGCACCAGUGAAAGUUCGAAUCGUCCCGCUACCAACAAGUCGACUCUCCUCAACAAUCUGCUCCACCCUCUACAGACACAGCACAACGACUCGUCCAAAAUAGAUGACCAAUCGGAAUCGCAAUCAUCCACAAACCCAGCACAUUCGUCAGAUCCAGCCAACAAGGGCAGCACGCACGUCUCGACUGCAUCCAACGCAGAUGCGUCAGAAGCAGACACCUCCAGCCCUACUUCUCGUAGAGACAGCACCACCAGCCGCAAGACAACCAAUUCUCGUCCCAAAUCUCUCAAGGACAUCGGACGUCACAAAUCGUCCGAAUCGCACAAUCACACCCACGAUGUCGAUCCGCUCCUCUUCUUCUCCCAGGAGCCCAAAGGCGAGACCCACUUUGUCAAGGUCGCGGACCACAAGGUGGAAUGGGAGCGUGACGUUCAGGUCGGCAUGCGCAUUGGCAUCGGCAAGCCCAGGACCUCGGGUCCCAAUGACUCGUCUCCGAACAGCAGCCGCCGCGACAGUCCUGCUGUGUCUGCCAAGUCCAGCACCAAGGAUCUGCGUUCACGAGCUAAUCGUGAUCAGCAUCUCGAAGACAUGUCUACCGCUUGGGGUCGCCUGAUCAAUUCAGAACUCAAGCUGACCAUCAGGCAAGAGAUGCCAGCCAACGCAAAAUCAACCACUCACCCUUCUGUGCUGGGCCAUGUCAUUCUCGACCUCGCCGAGUUUGCACCCGAAGCGCCCAUCCCGAGUUCGAGCGGACGCCGUCGCCAUCAUCACCACCACCAUCACCACCAUCAACAACACCACCGGCACCACGCAGCAGGUGGCGAGCACUCGUAUCGUGAUCGCACUUGUCGUACUGAAACACGCAAGUUCCUGCUGAAUGGCAGCAAGACCAAUGCGACGGUCAAGCUCACCGUAAGCAUGACCUUUCUCGGCGGAGAGAGGGAAUACUAUGUUCCACCCAUCUCCAACGGCCUCAUGGUCAACGGCUUGAGGUCGAUCAUGGCUCCUUCGCUGCUCGAUGCUAGUCACGACACCGCCACAGCUGCAUCUCCCAGCAAGUCGUCAUCCUCAGGCAAUGUCAGUUCCAACAGCAGCGACAGUCUCGCAAAUGAGCCGAUUCGCGCCAACGCUUCCAUCCGCAACCGAGAGCUCAUGGGUCAAGGCUUGCCUAGUGCCAGUAGUCUCUCUCUUAAUCGCCUCAACUCAUAUGGUCAAUCACGGCACAACUUCCAGGGUCCACCAAGCAAGUACGUCUAUACCAAAAAGACGUGGACGAACCGCAUCCCGGAGGACAACCUGGUCGCUCCCGACAAGGUCGCUUCUGGUUCUGAAGGUGCCAAGAAGAAACCGCACCGCACGGCAGAGGCGUCUAUCUUUUCGGCUCGGAAUCAGGGGGAUCGUGCACCUGAGGACUUGGUCGAUGCCAUCUUCAAGGGCAUUCCUGUCGGCGGCAGUCACAACGGUCUCGCGCAGGACGAAGCUGCUGCUGCCAAGGCCGCUGCCGCCCGCGGUGGUAGAGGCGAGCAUGCUGCCAACGCAACCGACUCGCUGGAUGGACAGUUGCGACGUCGGGCGAGCCGAUCUCCCGAACGGACUCGCGAUCGUCGCCGCACCAUCAGCUCUGCCUCUCAGCGUCCCAAGAAGCCCGAGCGCACUUUCUCUUUCGGCUUGGGAUUCUCGUCGAAGGACAAGGACAAGGGAAAAGACAAGGCCAAAGACAAGAAGUGCGGCAUCAAGAACAACAAGAGCGGCUCCACCACUGACCUGGAGAGUCUGGCUGGAGACAGGCCACGGAGCACUCAUCUUACUGUCCCCGGUUCUGACACUGGCAAGCCGCUAGUCGAGUCACCGUCCGCUUCGACAGACGCCCUCCAGCGGACCAACAGCGAAGCAGCCAUCCCCACAAGGCCCCGGGCUGUAUCACGCUCGUCGUUCCGACGCUUCUCGGCUGUGCGAUGGAAGCUGGGCGGCGAUGAGCCAGACGAGCCAGAUCCGUCAUCGCAAGACACCACCCCAGUGGCCGAGACCUUCGAUAGCAAGGAGCAACGCGAUCGAGCUGCCAUGCCUCCGCCACCCUCGGUCGUCGUAGCACCUCAUAUUCCGAUUCGAGCCGCCGGAAUCGCUGCCUCGUCCGUCGCUGCUCUUCACAAGACCGAAGCUGAGACCAAUGGCCUCAAGGAGGGACCUGCCACGGACACGGAGAUCAAAGCAGCCGAGGCGCCUGGCAAGGCGAUGCUUUCGCCACCAAUCGUCUCGACAUCUGCGGAUCCAGCAUCGUCAAAGGCAGCUUCGAUCAAAGGUGCUGACGCUGCCAGCAUCCGGUCUUUCUCGUCUACAACGAGCGCUGCAGGUCCUGGAAAGAAAGUCAGCUCCAACGACCUCAAGUCUGUCUACGAGGCUGGGCUCUCGAUCCCUCAGAGUCUGUCGAACAGCACCUCUGUGGGUCUGGACCGGCUCAAACGAACCAGCCGAGCGAUUGGGCAAUUCGCCAAAGACGCCGCGAGAUCGACCCGGUCGGCAUCUCGACCUAGCUCGAGCUCGGGCGCGGUGCCCCUGCGCGACAGCGAAGGUGUCUCUGGCCGUGAGAGGCUGUCGAAGGGCAACCACGGUAUCGAGCCGUCCGAAGCUGCUUCAAAAGGCUGGCGAGGUGCCGGUUGGCUCAGACCUAUCUCGACGGCGCCUGCUCCCCUUCCGCCUUGCUCGCCCGAUCUGUCGUCGGGCUCAGAGGAUGGCGAAUUCGAGGAUACGGACGACCUGAAUGCAUCAGUGGAUCUUGCCGCUUCUCGCAGCUCGAACAAUUCGGAGGAUGGUCGUCGAUCCUCCAAUACUGACCAGACGGUCAUGUCGGACACCAUCGACACGCCUCCUGCCACUAAAUACGGAAGCGUCAGACCGUCGCGUAAGAGAGAGCCUUCCAUCGCAUCGGUGUAUCACGAUGCGGAUGAGACGCCAGAUCUGGUCGGCACAGAAGCGUUCUGA
Molecule: messenger RNA, 3360 nt
Organism: Kalmanozyma brasiliensis GHG001
Lineage: Eukaryota; Fungi; Basidiomycota; Ustilaginomycetes; Ustilaginales
Exons: 1
Coding region: 1-3360 (1119 amino acids)
Source: RefSeq, a predicted model, not a curated record